Molecule: messenger RNA, 773 nt
Organism: Leptidea sinapis
Lineage: Eukaryota; Metazoa; Arthropoda; Insecta; Lepidoptera; Pieridae
Product: ankyrin repeat domain-containing protein 13D-like
Exons: 6
Cellular component (GO): cytoplasm
Source: RefSeq, a predicted model, not a curated record
ACGCGGUGAUGUUAUCCAUUUCUCGCGGCGAGACCGAAGGUCAGGAUGAAGGUGGAGCGUACACGGAGACAGGCCCGGGCGCAGUGCGGUGGCAGGACUACUUCUGCGCGGAUGUGGACGAGCCGGAAGUGGGGCGUCCCCGGGAAGUCACCACGAAGGUGCAAAAAUUCCGGGGCACGCUCUGGCUUUGCGAAGACUAUCCCUUACAGCUUCAAGAGCAGAUAAUGCCAAUUCUUGAGUUGAUGGCGACCUUAUCGUCGCCGCACUUCACCAAGCUAAAGGACUUCGUGCAGAUGCAGCUGCCUGCUGGAUUCCCAGUGAAAAUAGAGAUCCCGUUGUUCCACGUGUUGAACGCGCGCAUCACGUUCAUGAACAUCUUCGGCACGACGAGUCCCGUGGCGGGCGUGGCCACCCUCCAGGAGGCCGAGCGCCUGUCGUGUCUCGUCGACGACGACUGCUUCCGGGUGGGGAGCGGCUACCGAGAGACUGGUGGCCCUGGCGACCACGACGACCCCGACGACGAGGAGCUGAUGCACUUCGCCGUGCGACAGAGCCUCAUGGAGCCCGGCACCCAGUGCGACCAGGUGGACGUGUGGGAGGCGCUACGCGGCGCACGGCCCUCUCCGGCGCCCUCCCCGCGCCCCUCCAGCCCCGCGCCGGCAGCCGCGCCCCGCGACGCUGACCUGCUGCGUCACGAGCAGACCAUGUUGCAGAGAGCGAUAGAGGAGUCCCUGGCGAUUGCGCGCGCGGCCGGCAGUCCGCCGCUUGCGGGC